Molecule: messenger RNA, 4252 nt
Organism: Larimichthys crocea (large yellow croaker)
Lineage: Eukaryota; Metazoa; Chordata; Actinopteri; Sciaenidae
Gene: etv5a
Product: ETS variant transcription factor 5a
Exons: 13
Coding region: 580-2208 (542 amino acids)
Biological process (GO): regulation of transcription by RNA polymerase II; cell differentiation
Cellular component (GO): nucleus
Molecular function (GO): DNA-binding transcription factor activity, RNA polymerase II-specific; sequence-specific DNA binding
Source: RefSeq, a predicted model, not a curated record
UAAUCUGUCAUUAGAGCUCAGGGAAGUCGUCCUGACACUGACUUCGCUCCAGCAGCUUCUGUGUGGGUCUUUAGUAGAUUUCCACUGCAGCUGGCCCUUUAACAGGCGCCUCUUGGCAUUGAUGCUUGAAAAAAAUGUGAAUGAAAUCCAGCCAUUCAUAAAAAUAGGACACUGCGGCGCUGUGAUUGGCCAAACCGAGACUCAUGCAUAAUUCAUUAGCUCCAUAGAAACCAUUGGCUGUUUUGCUUAACAGACAGGGUCGACCAACCAAUUGGCGCGUGACUCUGCGUGCCGCUCGAGCCCAGGGGAAAAACCGAGCGGGCCAUUAACGAAAAGCUCAGUCAAGUUUUGUGGGUCGAAGGACGCGCAUCAGUUUAUCCGUACGCAGAGACUACGCGGCUGUCUACACGCUGUUUUUUUUCAUUUGUGGAUAUUUCUGCCGCAUUCUGUCCACAUAAAGGAGGGCUACACUCAGACACGUGACCCAGGCACUGUCGCUUUAAAGCGAACACCCCCCUCCCCUUCCCCCCAACAUUGGUACCCCCCACCCCCAUCCCACCCCUCGAUCACCCAGAUAACAUGGACGGAUUCUAUGACCAGCAAGUCCCAUUUAUGGUCCCACCCAGUCACAAGUCUCACGUGGCGGAACCGUCUCACAGCAGGCCUCUGAACGACAGGAAGAGGAAGUUUGUUGACACAGAGCUCGCCCAGGACACAGAAGAACUCUUCCAAGACCUCAGUCAGCUGCAGGAGAUCUGGAUUGCUGAAGCCCAGGUGCCCGACGAUGAACAGUUUGUCCCAGAUUUCCAGUCGGACAGCUUGAUGUUUCAUGGACCGCCACCAGCCAAGAUCAAACGAGAGCUGACUCCCUCCAAAGAGCUGUCUCCCUGUCGCCAGGACAGGAGUCCCAUGCCCUACGGAGAGAAGUGCCUUUACAGCUACAGUGCCUGUGACAGGAAGCCCACUCCCGGGUUCAAGCCAUUAACUCCCCCGUCAACGCCGGUCUCUCCUUGCGGCCCCACCAGCACAGCGGGAACGCACCCACUGAGUGAGCAGACCCCACCCCCCCACACCCACGUAGCCAGUCAGACUCCGGGGCCCCGUCCAGUGCACGUACAGCAGCCCAUAGCGGCGAGCGCGGGAUCUCCCAACCAGCAAGCACUCCCGGUCCACAGCCCGCCAUUCGCCGUGCCCUGCGCGCCCAUCAACCAGGAUGCCAGCAACUUCACGCCUGAGCACAGGUUCCAGAGGCAGAUGUCAGAGCCAUGUCUACCUUUCCCCCCAUCAGAGAGUCAGGGGCGCCCCCAGUUCUUGCCCCAGCCCACUAGCAGCAGCAACAACAACAGCCUGCCACGUGACAGUCGGCCACCAUACCACCGGCAGAUGUCGGAGCCGCUGGUAGCCGUGCCUCCCCAGGGUUUCAAGCAAGAGCUCAUCGACCCACGAUACACAGAGCAGGGCGUCCCCACCAUGGGCCCCCCAGGUCCACCCCAGGGCCCUCAACGUCAGGCUGCUUUCCACCCCAUGGCCAUCAAGCAGGAGCCUCGUGACUUCUGCUUUGAUUCUGAAGUGCCUAACUGUCAGUCAUCGUUUGGGAGAGCGGGGAGCUUCUACCAAAAUAACCAUGAAAGCUUCUCCUUUGACAGAGAUACUCAGCUGUACUUUGAUGACACCUGUGUGGUCCCUGAAAGAUUAGAAGGUAAAGUAAAACAGGAACCCUCUGUCUAUCGUGAUGGACCGCCCUACCAGCGCCGGGGCUCCCUGCAGCUCUGGCAGUUCCUGGUCACGUUACUGGAUGAUCCGGCCAAUGGCCACUUCAUAGCCUGGACUGGUCGUGGCAUGGAGUUCAAGCUCAUUGAGCCCGAAGAGGUGGCUCGUCGCUGGGGCAUCCAGAAGAACAGACCAGCCAUGAACUAUGACAAGCUGAGUCGCUCGCUGCGUUACUACUACGAGAAAGGCAUCAUGCAGAAGGUAAAGGUGGCCGGUGAGAGGUAUGUGUACAAGUUUGUGUGCGACCCCGAGGCUCUCUUCUCCAUGGCCUUCCCUGACAACCAGAGGCCCAACCUAAAGGUGGACCCAGACAGCCUGCCCGGGCUGGACGAUGACACCGUGCCCCUCACCCACUACGAUGAAAGCGCACCCUACCUGCUGGAUGCCGGGGAGCAGUGCGUGGCAGGCUUGCCCUUCCCGGAUGGCUACAGCUACUAAGAAGACGCAGGGUCCCGACGCACGACACACACAUGUUAACACGCAAACACUCCCAAAAGUCUGUCGACACCCACUCUUAAAAAUCCCGAGCUGGAACUGCUGAGCUGCUUGGAAGAGGAAACUCAGGCGCCCGGCUCCUUCAUGGUUCCCCCUCCUGCUCCCUGGAAAAACCUUCAGAGAACUCUGUAAGCUCCCUAAGCUGAGAAAGAAUGAGGGGGAGAGAGAGAGAGAGAGAGAGAGAGAGAGUGAGAGAGAGAUAGAGGGUCAGCAAUGGGUGAACUGGAAUCGGUCGCUCUGCCCACCUUACGAGCUUCUAAAAGUAAGGCUGCUGUUGCUAUGGAGACCAAACGAAGCAACACCAACUUUAAAAAGAAUGGACAGGACCUCCCCGCCCCGCCGCCCACCCCUCCUUUGUACAAGACUGAAAGAGUUGUUACAUUUCUGAGUUUGUGACAAUCUGCUUUUCUUAAAAACAAUCAAAUAACCUUUAGAGUAAAAACAUAACAAUCUAAUGAGAGAAUUCUAAAUGCAGCACUAUUCUAUAGAUGCCUUUUUGGGUACCCCACCCCCACCCACACCCUACAUAUUCAUGUCACCACAUCUGAUCAACGAGAUCUGUGAAAGGGCUUUAAAUUGCAAAAGAAAACAAAAAACGGAUCGAUUAAACAAAAACACACGACACAUUCUUACGGAAGAGGAAGAAAAUGUCUUUUCUUUUUUCCCCUCAAAAUUCUAAGUGGUCAGAAUUUAGUUUGAGAAUUCUGAGAAUAAUGAUUCUUUUUUUUUUUUACUUUAAACUUGGAACUUAAAUAAAUUUUUCACGUGGCCAUAAUCCUCUUCCGUACAUUCUACACCCACACUAAUGAGUUAGUUUCCUGUAGAUAGGACUUGUUUGUUUUUUGAUAUGCCAGCUGUUUUGUUGAAACUUUUUUCAGACCCAGAACUCUCAGGUUUCUGGGGCGUUGCUGUAUUUCAGGCUAGUUGGUUGGGCUGCUCUCUCGUGUAAAUGUUCCUUUCUUUAACCAUUUCUACCCGCGUACGAGAUUGUAUCUGCUUCCCUUUAGAGACUGCACCCCGUGGUUGGAGCCCACAGUCUAUACAGUACACUCCUCAUGUCUGUUCAUCACUGCUGGGUCCUUUUUUUUUUCUUUUUCUUUUUCUUUUCUUUUAUUAAAUAUUGCUCAGUGAUUAGUACUCCCAUCUCCUCCAUUUUUUUUAAAGGGAUCCAUAACACGAGUACAUAAUUUUCCCAGAGGCAUUGAUGAUUCCUAAAAGCCUCAGAAGUUAUUAUGUAUGAUAGAUGGUCGCGUUUUGUUUCUCCGUUUCCUCGGCAGUGUACUAGUUUCUCUGAUGCACCAGUAUGGCAGGAGCAUCAGGACGUUGCAUGCAAAAAAAAAACAACAAAAAAAGAAGAAGACUGGUGACAUUUUGACACCUUCUUCUGGACACCUCUCUGCCAAUCACACGUUGUCAGCGGGAGACUUCUGCUUGUCUUUGCAUGGUGUAAUCAGUCCAGACUGUGUCCACUAACAUAUCGCUUUACCGUCUCUGGACAAAGAAGAUUUGUGAUAUUCUCUGCAUUCUUUUUGUGUUCAUUAUCUAUGUUUCUGAAUGGGGGCAAAGACAAACGUAUAUAAAGUAUAUAUUUUUGCUAUAAGGCUGCAUUUGUUUUGAUUUUAAUGUAUAAGCUGUAUAGAUCUGGCUCUAAUAGACAUGUACCUUUUUAAAAGCCAAUUAUGAUGCUACUACUGCAGACUGUUCCUUUAACAGGCCUCUGUGUGGGGUUGGAGAGUGGAUGAGGAGAGGUUGUGUGUGUCUGUGUGUGUGUGUGUCUGUGUGUGUGUGUGUGUAUGUAUGGAUAAAGGCCAGAGUUCCAGCUAAGGCCACAAUGAAGACACGCAUUAUAUCAUGGGAUCCACCCCGGGCCACAGUGGAUUGUCUGCACUUGUAUAGGCUUCAGUCCCCUCCCUUCACAAUGUGUUUCUUACACUGCUGAGUUUAUUAUAAUCUGUACUGGGUACAAUAAACGGUCCUUUAUGCUUCA